CGCGGAGGCCUUCUCAGGUCGCCUAUAUAAACCUGGCGAGCGAAGCGAGUCCGAUAUCUCUCACUACUGUCGCACACUCGCACGACGCACGUAGGACAGGCUGCAAGCUACACAGGCCGGCUAGCGCGCGGUAUAAACAGAGCCAGGCUAGCUGUGGGUCGCGUGGUACGUACGGACGCGCUUUGCCAUGGGGUUCAUCGCCAUCGGCGGCGAGGAGCUCUUGGUGACGCUUGCGCCGGUGGCCGUGUACUGGCUCUACUCCGGGAUGUACGAGGUGCUGGGGAGCAGCAAGGCCCUGGCCAAGUACAGGCUUCACUCGAGGAGGGACGAGGAGACCAAGAACAUGGCGUCCAAGAGGGACGUGGUCAAGGGCGUGCUCCUGCAGCAGGCCAUCCAGGCUGCCAUCUCAGUUGCUGUGCUCAAGCUGACAGGCGGUGAGCAAGACGGCGGCAUCGACCCCAAGUCCGGCGGUCGGAGCCAGCCGUCGACGGCGGCGGCGUCGUUCCUGGACACGGCCGCGAGGUUCGCCGUGGCCAUGGUGGUGCUGGACGCGUGGCAGUACUUCAUGCACCGGGUGAUGCACUCGAGCCGGUACAUGUACCGGCGGUUCCACUCGUGGCACCACCGCGUUGUGGCGCCCUACGCGUUCGCGGCGCAGUACAACCACCCGGUGGACGGCGUGCUCACGGAGACGCUGUCGGGCGCGGCCGCCUUCCUGGCCUCCGGGAUGGGCCCGCGCGCCGCCGCGGCCUUCUUCAUGUUCGCCACCGUGAAGGGGAUAGACGACCACUGCGGGGUGCUGGUGCCGUGGAACCCGCUCCACGCCGUCUUCCGUGACAACAACACGGCGUACCACGACGUGCACCACCAGCUCGGCGGCGGCCGCCGCAACUUCUCGCAGCCCUUCUUCGUGAUCUGGGACCGGCUGUUGGGCACGUACGCGGGCUACACCGUGGAGGAGCGCCAUGGUGGCGGCCUCCAGGUCAAGAUCAUUAAAGAUCACGCAUAGCGUAAUGUAGCGUACGUACGCAGUUGCACUUGUUGUACGCCUCGUACAUUCUAGGGCUGGUCUAUGGUUUUACAUGUAGCUUAGGUAUCUGUCAAGGCGAGCGAUACGCGCCCGUGCGCCGGCCGAAAUUUCGGCCGGUCGCACCGUGUACGUAGGAACCCCGCAAAAAAAAAAGCACCGUGUACGUAGGAUUCGCUCCGUACUAACUGCACAAUAUGCCUUUCUUCCCAACUGCUUCGCUAGCUAAAAAAACAACAGAAUUGCUAACUCACAUCUAGAUGUUUUUUAUGGAUGUCUCAUCUAAGUUUUUAACCACUGGAUCUACACGCUGUAAAUUUCGUGCAAAACCCCGAU
This is a messenger RNA of Triticum aestivum (bread wheat), 1363 nucleotides long. RefSeq names its product sphinganine C4-monooxygenase 2-like. The coding region runs from base 188 to 1009 and encodes 273 amino acids. The transcript is spliced from 2 exons. Lineage: Eukaryota; Viridiplantae; Streptophyta; Magnoliopsida; Poales; Poaceae. Gene Ontology annotation, biological process: lipid biosynthetic process. The record is from RefSeq and is a predicted model, not a curated record. Gene Ontology annotation, molecular function: iron ion binding; oxidoreductase activity.